Neodiprion virginianus is the source of this 3604-nucleotide messenger RNA. RefSeq names its product sodium-independent sulfate anion transporter (gene Esp). The transcript is spliced from 12 exons. Gene Ontology annotation, molecular function: sulfate transmembrane transporter activity. Bases 7 to 2031 code for a protein of 674 amino acids. The record is from RefSeq and is a predicted model, not a curated record. Lineage: Eukaryota; Metazoa; Arthropoda; Insecta; Hymenoptera; Diprionidae. Gene Ontology annotation, cellular component: membrane. Gene Ontology annotation, biological process: transmembrane transport.
GUCGUGAUGAGCCGUCGGCCUGUUUGGAAUAUGAAGGGGGCCGAAGGAUCUGCAGAGUAUAGGACCAGCGAGAGUGACGAGGGGUACGUAAACCAUGGCCUCAACGGUUCCAGGGGAAGCUUAGACAUGGAAAACUCGAACGGGAUCCGGGAAUUGCCUCGCGAGAUACGGGGCUCCUCGGAUUUCAUCUUGGUGGAAGAACGCAACGUCUUGCAGAAGAAAAAAAGUCCGGACGGUGCGUUCAAAACAUCUGUAAGCUGGGCGAGGCGGAGGGCGCGUUCUGUAUGCACGAAAAAAAUGCUUUACAAAAGACUUCCGGUAUUGAAAUGGCUACCGAAUUACAACACACAUGACGCCCUUGGUGACUUGGUCGCUGGGAUCACGGUUGGAUUGACGGUCAUACCUCAAUCCCUUGCCUAUUCCAACAUCGCAGGUCUUGCGCCCCAGUAUGGACUCUACGGCAGCUUCUUGGGAUGCUUCAUUUACAUCAUAUUCGGUUCGUGCAAGGACAUUCCGUUCGGUCCAACGGCCAUCGUUUCACUCUUGACUUAUCAGACGGUUGCGCAUCUGGACUCGCCUUACCAGUACGCAAUUUUGUUGACCUUUCUGUCGGGCGUCAUUGAACUGUUGAUGGGAAUUUUUGGACUAGGAUUUCUCAUAGACUUUGUCUCGGGGCCGGUAAGUUCCGGUUUCACGUCCGCCGUUGCCCUCAUAAUAGUAUCGUCACAGGUCAAAGAUCUGCUGGGCAUAUCCGCGACUGGAUCAACGUUUGUACAAAUGUGGAAAAGCAUCAGCAAGAACCUUACCAACACUUCGGCCUGGGACGCCACCCUCGGAGCCUCGUGCAUAGCUCUUCUCCUCAUUCUGAGGAUGGUGGCUUCUAUCAAAAUCGGGCCCGAAGAUGAAGAGCUCCGGACAACGAAGCACCGAGUUAUCAACAAGAUCAUUUGGCUCAUCGGAACUUCGAGAAACGCGCUUCUGGUCGUCAUCUGCGGAAUUCUGGGCUACAGUUUCACCGAAACACCGCCAUUCCAACUGACCGGAUACAUACCCGGUGGAAUGCCAACGGCCCAGCUGCCGCCGUUCAGCUUUACAAAAGACGACAACACCACCGUCUCGUUUUUCGAAAUGUGCUCGAACCUCGGAAGCGGAAUUCUAGUCGUUCCGUUGAUUUCUCUGAUGGAGAACAUCGCGAUUUGCAAAGCUUUCGCAAACGGGAAAACCGUCGACGCAACGCAAGAGCUGAUCGCCAUCGGUGUAAGUAACAUCGGAAACUCCUUUGUUCAGGCAUUCCCCAGUACAGGAUCGCUCAGCAGAAGUGCGGUGAACAAUGCGUCCGGAGUAAGAACACCGAUGGGUGGUCUUUACACAGGUCUACUGGUUAUACUGGCGCUGUUGUUCCUCACCCCAUAUUUUAACUACAUCCCGAAAGCAAGCUUGGCAGCGAUUAUAAUUGCCGCGGUGAUCUUCAUGGUCGAAGUAAAGGUGGUCAGACCGAUGUGGAGAGCGAAAAAGUCCGAUCUGAUACCAGGAAUAGCCACUUUCCUGGCCUGCCUGGUUCUCCGGGUGGAGAUUGGAAUCCUCUGUGGAAUCGGAAUCAACGUUCUAUUCAUACUUUAUCACGCUGCGCGGCCAAAGAUUUCUGUCGAAGAAUUAACAAGUCAUCGAGGUGUUGAAUAUCUGAUGCUGACGCCGGAUCGCUGCCUGAUAUUUCCCUCCGUUGACUACGUCAGAAAUUUAGUUACCAAAUACAGCAGCCGCGUACGCAGCGUCGAGACACCGGUUGUUAUAGACUGUACGCAUAUUUACGGGGCUGAUUACACAGCUGCCAAAGUAAUCGAGAGUUUGACCAAGGAUUUUGCCGCAAGGGGACAGCCCUUGUUUUUCUACAAUUUGAAACCGUCGGUUCACGCUGUUUUCGAGGGCGUAGCACCCACCGAUUUUGUCGUGUAUUACACACAGUCGGCUCUCGACGAUCUUCUCAAGCAAAACGAUCCUCCAAAAUUACCAAAAGGAUUUUCUGCCGCCUGAGGAGGAUGCAAAUUGUAGGCUCAGAGUCGGCCUGUGGUUCAUUCUGUCGGACGAUAGUGAUAAUAAUAGUAAUGGUAAUAACCAAAAGCAGUAUUAACCUGUACGAUUAUUUAAACGCAAAUUGUAAUUAAAUCGAUGUUGUCAUACAAGUAACGUGUUGUUGCAAAUCAUACACUUUUGCAGUAUGUUUUGUUUCAGUCGGGAUUAUAAAUUAUGGUAAGUGGACAAGCUUAACGAUACACAAUUCCGAACAAAAAGUUCAAACAACACAUUCUGUAAAAGAAAUAUUCAUGAAAUUAAUUAGCAAUAGUUGUAUUAAAUAGGUGCAUACAUUUUCAUAUAAAUAAAUAUAAACAUAAGUACUUACCUCAUUAUGUCUAGACAUCACAGUUUCAUAAACGCCAUGUAUAUUCAUAUCGUACAGUUACGCACUUUGUUUUAUUCUUUUCGUCGUUAUUAAACUCCAAUGUUAAUAUAAAUGAUACAAUGACAAUUGAUGUAUAACCAUUGAUCGCUCAAAGUGUUUACUGCGUAGAAUCAUGUUCUUGGUAUGCAGAAUUCGUCGUGACCUGCAGAUGGGAAAAGAGUAUUAUUGUAAGAAAAUGAAAAUUAUGGAAAUUUAAUGAAUCGUGAGUAGCUACGGUAAAAUAUACAUGGUGGUACAUUUAUUGGAUUACUUAAUUUUAUUGGCAGCAUGUACAUAUUAUAGAUAUAUUAAUAAAUUAAUGAAUACUACUGUGAUAAUUUUAUAUAAGGAAAGAAAAAACUGAUCAAAAAAUCAGUGAGUAAAUAAAUAAAUAACGAAAUAAAUAAGCAAACGAAUGAUCAACUGCCACAAAAAAGGCCAACAUGUGUGUUUACCCAUAAACGAAGCUCUUUGCCUUGCAGAUAUUUAAGAUAACGAAUUUGAAGAUUAGUAAAUUACGUUAAGACUGAGUAUUAUUUGUUGUAUUAAUAGUGUACUUUAUAAUAGACGCAAUUCGUAAACUAUUCAAGUCUCUUUUCAUACAUGCUUAUAAAUGUGAUAUUGCUUGUUUUUAUCGUUCGGUAAUAACGUUGGGUAAUCAUAGUUACAUGUAGGAAAUAUUUAUCCAACAAGGUGCCCUAAAAUUAUAUAUCAGUGUAUUUUUAUACCCCAAUAGCCACUCGUUCAAACUUUUGCUUCUCGCUUUUUAUGCGGUUGAAUAUUUUGCUUGAAAAUUGACUUCAUCCGUUAAUCCUGCCGUGGAUCUUUGUCGUCAGCUUUGAGACGUCAAUAACAUUUUUUUAUAAUCAAAUAUUAUAUAUCUAUGCACGUAUUAAUUGUUAUUGAAGGGCUACUGGCGUAUAAAUACACGUGUGUACGUUUACAUGUACACAUUAUUCAUAUAUUAUGAAGAUAGUCGCGAGCGUGCUUCUUACAAUAAUUAACAAUAGGCAUUGAACUAUAUAGGUAUGUGUAUAGUUUAUUAAAUAUUAGUUGAGCAAAGCAACGUGCUUAUUAUAUAUUUCAGUGUAUAACGACGUGCACUUUCUAAACACAGUAUAUAUAUAUAUUACAACCGUAUUUUUCGAUAAUUCUUAUUUUAGAAGG